CGGGGCUUGGGCAGUUGUUACCAGAGAACAUAGAUAACAGCCCUGAGAUGAUCUGAAAUCACUGGGAGCCAGGUCAGUUUGGCUCCUCUGUGGCCUCAUACUUCCUCUUCUUGAGAUGGAUGUAUGGGGUAAACAUGGUUCUCUUCAUCCUGACGUUCAGCCUCAUCAUGUUGCCAGAGUACCUCUGGGGUUUGCCAUAUGGCAGUUUACCUAGGAAGACAGUUCCCAGAGCUGAAGAGGCAUCCGCGGCUAACUUUGGUGUGUUGUACGACUUCAACGGCUUGGCGCAAUACUCCAUCCUCUUUUAUGGAUAUUAUGACAAUAAACGAACAAUUGGAUGGAUGAAUUUCAGGCUGCCACUCUCCUAUUUUCUGGUGGGGAUCAUGUCCAUUGGCUACAGCUUUCUGGUUGUCCUUAAAGCGAUGACUAAAAAUAUUGGGGAUGAUGGGGGCGGUGAAGACAACACGUUCAACUUCAGCUGGAAGGUGUUCACGAGCUGGGACUACCUGAUCGGCAAUCCGGAAACCGCAGACAACAAAUUCAAUUCUAUCACCAUGAACUUCAAGGAAGCAAUCAUAGAGGAAAGAGCAGCCCAAGUAGAAGAAAACGUCCACUUGAUCAGAUUCCUGAGGUUUCUCGCUAACUUCUUCGUGUUUCUAACACUUGGCGGGAGUGGAUACCUCAUCUUUUGGGCUGUGAAGCGAUCCCAGGAAUUUGCACAGCAAGAUCCAGACACCCUUGGGUGGUGGGAAAAGAAUGAAAUGAACAUGGUCAUGUCCCUCCUGGGGAUGUUCUGUCCAACACUGUUUGACUUAUUUGCUGAAUUGGAAGACUACCAUCCCCUCAUCGCUCUGAAAUGGCUACUGGGACGCAUUUUUGCUCUACUUUUAGGCAACUUGUAUGUAUUUAUUCUGGCCUUGAUGGAUGAGAUUAACAACAAGAUUGAAGAGGAGAAGCUGGUAAAGGCCAAUAUUACCCUCUGGGAAACCAACAUGAUCAAGGCCUACAAUGCCUCCCUCACCGGAAAUAGCACUGGGCCACCUUUUUUUGUGCACCCCGCAGAUGUACCUCGAGGACCCUGCUGGGAAACAAUGGUGGGGCAGGAAUUUGUGCGGCUGACCGUUUCUGAUGUUCUGACCACUUACGUCACGAUCCUCAUUGGGGACUUUCUCCGGGCAUGUUUUGUGAGGUUUUGCAAUUAUUGCUGGUGCUGGGAUUUGGAAUAUGGAUAUCCUUCCUACACUGAAUUUGACAUCAGCGGCAAUGUCCUCGCUCUGAUCUUCAACCAAGGCAUGAUCUGGAUGGGCUCCUUCUUCGCCCCUAGCCUCCCAGGCAUCAAUAUCCUUCGACUCCACACAUCCAUGUACUUCCAGUGCUGGGCCGUGAUGUGUUGCAACGUCCCUGAGGCCAGGGUCUUCAAAGCUUCCAGAUCGAAUAACUUCUACCUGGGCAUGCUACUGCUCAUCCUCUUCCUGUCCACCAUGCCCGUCCUGUACAUGAUCGUGUCGCUGCCGCCAUCUUUUGACUGUGGCCCCUUCAGCGGCAAAAAUAGAAUGUUCGAAGUCAUUGGAGAAACACUGGAGCAUGAUUUCCCAAGCUGGAUGGCGAAGAUCUUGAGGCAGCUUUCUAAUCCUGGAUUGGUCCUCGCUAUCAUUUUGGUUAUGGUCUUGACCAUCUAUUACCUCAAUGCUACUGCAAAGGGCCAGAAGGCAGCAAAUCUGGAUCUAAAAAAGAAGAUGAAACAGCAAGCUUUGGAGAACAAAUUGCGCAACAAGAAAAUGGCAGCUGCCCGAGCAGGUUGGAGGAAUGUUGAUGAUUGCAAUUUUCCCCCUACAGAAAAAUGCUCUUCCCUUCCCCCCCCCUCUCUAAAUGGGGGGUUUGAUGCAUGUGGUGUUACAGCCCUGCGGCUGCUGGUGGCCAGUAACUUUCAUAGACACGCUGGGACCCAGAAGUACUCCUCACCUUGCUGUUUAAAACCAAUGACUCAUGUAAAAGUCAAGAUGACAAGCAUCGUGAAGUUGCUGUUCCCUUGUUCCAACCCUCAUGGAUUGUCAAGGUCAUGCUGGUCAGUCAAGGCCUUGUCAGUCCUAGUUCAGCAGGGACAAUCUCCACCUUGUUCCAAAUGAAGGGAUUUGCUCCUGCACCCGCACUUUCUCCCCUGGUUUCCCUGACAUCACUUCCAGCAAACUGAGUUUAAGAGUGAAUGUGAUUCAGCAAAACAGGUUUCUGGUUUACCAUUUGGGUUAAUUAAAAAUACUUCAUUCAUAUGGACUUCCGUGUUAUAGACUCCUUCUGCCUUAGUAUUCUUUGCCUUGGAACAGAGAUAUGUCACCCUUUUUUUUCCUUCAGAGUUCAGAAAUAUUUUUAUAAAGUAUUCAUUAUAAUUAUUCACUAACUCACAGUUUAAAACCAACAUCUUGUUUUCCAUUUUUUUUUUUUUCCUAUCUCUCCCUCCAGGGCUCCCACAACUGUACACUCAAGACUCUUUAUUUGCUGGUGGGUUCAGUAUGAAAAGGAAUGGGCUUUUUAAAAGAAAAACACUAAGGGAAAUAGAGGUCUAAGUAGCACAGGGUUGACGUUCUCUCAGCUUGAGGAAGUACAUGGUUCGUAGACAACCUACCUCUUUGUGAGUUUUGUUUUGUUUUUUUUUAAGACAGUUGUACACGAUUGCAACUUCUUCACAGCCUGAUCGUGACCUCCUCCAAUGAUCACAUUGCCUGAGUUUAGAUUCUAAUAUUCCACGAUGUGUCUUUGCUUUUUUGUUAAGGUUGGGAAAACGUAUACUUUUAUGGGGUGGGGGGGCUCAGUUUAUGGAUGUGUUUAAGCGUUAGUAUUUGUUCAAAGUUUGAAUUGACUUUGAAGAGCGGCCAUCAGUGCCCUCAGCCAGGCUUGUUGUGUGACUUCAGUUACAUCCACCCACAGCGUCCUUUUCCAGAGCUAAGCCAAUUUGCCUGCCAUUUCCUGCAGUUGACUUGCUGGGUUUUGUUUCCAUGUUUUUGAGUUUUUCCUUCUUCACUCUUGAUCUGGCUGUGAAAUGAUCUCCUGUUCCUCUGCCAAUCCAUUUGCUCAUCACUUGCCAUGAUACAAAUUCAAGAGGUACUUCCUUUGGUCCAGUUUUCCAGAUUGGCCUCCAUUCCCAAAUCUCUCUCUCCUCAGUAGGUUUCCUUGGGCCCUCAUGUCUUUAAUUCAGAGUCUAUGAUUUAUACAGACUUUCCUGUGAUUUUUAACAGUUCUUAUUGUUUCCUGUAAUGCAUGGAUCAUCUUUCCUCUCCAGAUUGGAAGCUCCCUAUGAGCAGGGAUCAUGCCUUUUACCUCCUUUGUAUGCCUAGUAAGUAUCGUGCUGUAUUCACAGGUAGGCACCGAGUAUUGUUAAAAUUGUUAAUUAAAUUGAAUCAAUUUAACUUACAGCAGCUGCACUGUGAAACAAGAACUUCUGUUACGUGCAUGAAAAAUGUUACUCUGAUGUCAGAAAUGGAAUCGCCUGUUGCCCUGCAGGUUUAUCAUCUCAUUUGAUUCUAAUGCAGAUGAGUAAA
This is a messenger RNA of Lutra lutra (Eurasian river otter), 3533 nucleotides long. RefSeq names its product transmembrane channel like 1 (gene TMC1). Gene Ontology annotation, cellular component: plasma membrane. Gene Ontology annotation, molecular function: mechanosensitive monoatomic ion channel activity. Gene Ontology annotation, biological process: detection of mechanical stimulus involved in sensory perception of sound; vestibular reflex. NCBI's taxonomy places the organism in Eukaryota, Metazoa, Chordata, Mammalia, Carnivora, Mustelidae. The record is from RefSeq and is a predicted model, not a curated record. The coding region runs from base 120 to 2126 and encodes 668 amino acids. The transcript is spliced from 15 exons.